UGAUUGAUAUAAUAGGUAUAGUAAGAGUAAGUAUACUCCGUACAAGAAAGUGCAAGAUGAACAGAAGUAACAUUUCGAGUAUGGUUCUUAAGACUCCGGAAAAGGAAAAACGGCUCUCCAGAAUCCUCAACUAACUACGUACAUACUGCAACGAUACUGGUGGAUUCUCUCCUCCGUCUCCGUUUUUCUUUCUUUCUUUCUUCUUUCUAGAUUGCAAUCAAUGUACGGGGUUUCUUCGGGAUGAUCAAAGCGGCAUCUACUUUUGAUUCCCGACCAAAUCUUUCAUCAACCUCCUACCAACCAAGGUCCAGGUAGAAUGAGAAUGGCUCCUUAUCCCCGCGACCCCGCACCAAAAAAUCCCAUAGAGGGGAUAAAACAUGACGGUGACGAUGAUGAUGAUGAUGAUGAUGAUGACUACAUGUCCAUGGUAAUCGAAGAGCCGCAACAGAAGGAAACAUUCACGCAGAAGAAACGUCGACUACAACGAGAGGCCGAAGCUCGCGCCAAAGUCCCCUCGAAAGCUGAACGCGCCGCCCAAGAAGCCGCCCGUCGCGAUGUCGCUCUCGCUACCAGCACCCUGGACCCCUCGAACAAGGGGUUUCAGAUGAUGGCUAAGCUCGGGUUUAAACCAGGCCAGAGUCUCGGAAAGCCGGUCACACCUCCGACUCCAUUGGCUGGGAAUGAAAGUGGAGAGAAUGGGCGGCCACCACGCACCGAACCCCUGAAUCUCGUGUUUAAGGAAGAUCGAGGCGGUAUCGGGUUAGAGAGCGAGCGGAAGCGCAGAUUCAAAGAGGAAGUCGAGGAUGCGGUCAAGAAGGUUAAGCAGGACGAAGGGGAUUAUCGGGAUCGCGUGAGGAUGGAGCGAGAGACCCGGCGAACAGAGGCGCAGAUACACGGGGCACAGAGGGUGGCGGAGAGAUUAGAUGCUGAAGCGGAAGGGAGGUCUGAUGAACCCUCCACUUUUCGUGAGAAGAAGAAGACGACGAAUGAAGAAGAAGAAGAAGAAGAAGAAGAAAACGAGCCGCGCAAAACAAAAGGGAAAGUGAAAGUAAGGCCAACAUUACAAAUACCUGUUCUCUACCGCGGCCUGGUGCGCGAACGGGAAGAAAAAGAACGCAAUCUCCAAACACGACAUAUGCUACAAACCUCCCUUCCAUCGUCAUUCUUCCCUAGUCCGCGCUUACCGGGAUACGACGACGCGACACUAGAGCAAGAAGACCGGGAAGCGCUUGGCGGCGGACGCGAACUCUCGAGUAUUCUCGAGCAAGAAUUGGAAGAAGACGAAGACCCGGAGCUGGACGAGUUCAAUGCUCUUGAGCCGACGGAGCGGUUGAAACAGUUGGUGCAGUACCUCCGGGAGAAACACCAGUAUUGUUUCUGGUGCAAGUAUCGAUAUGAAUCAGCGGCGAUGGAAGGAUGUCCUGGAGAGACGGAGGAAGACCACGAUUGA
Molecule: messenger RNA, 1450 nt
Organism: Aspergillus ochraceoroseus IBT 24754
Lineage: Eukaryota; Fungi; Ascomycota; Eurotiomycetes; Eurotiales; Aspergillaceae
Product: putative G-patch domain protein
Exons: 3
Coding region: 317-1450 (377 amino acids)
Cellular component (GO): kinetochore
Molecular function (GO): nucleic acid binding
Source: RefSeq, a predicted model, not a curated record